Molecule: messenger RNA, 982 nt
Organism: Aplysia californica (California sea hare)
Lineage: Eukaryota; Metazoa; Mollusca; Gastropoda; Aplysiida; Aplysiidae
Exons: 2
Coding region: 6-311 (101 amino acids)
Source: RefSeq, a predicted model, not a curated record
UCGCCAUGGUCGGAGGUCUCGUCUACUGUAUACGUAUCCUAAAAGGCUCCCAGGUCCAGCUGGGUUUCUCCCCUUGGAUAACCUUCCCAGGGUUCCUGUUACUAGCCAUGGGAGCAUCAAUGGUCAGUUUCAGUUCAAGGACAGUCUUCUUCCCGGUGGACACCAUAGGCGACGAAAAGGACCCGGAUCUAUCGGAUUCUCCGACGGGCGAGUUGCCCGGAUCUACAGCCUCCAUAGAAAUGAAAAGAGUUGAGGACAAUAGCAAUAAGAAACCGGAUAGGGACACGGGAACCAGCUCUGCUAAAAACUGACAGGUGUAGAAAAAAAUCGGAAAAAUCAAACUAUUCGAUAUAUGACAGUCUGAUGACAGAUUUAACUUUUAACAUAACUCACACUAAUCCAUUCUUUUAUCCUUUCUUCUGGGGCUCAAGAAGACAUUAAUUUCUGAGUUUAUUGAUUAGGAAAAAAUAAAGGUCUUUGUACGGGAAAACAAGGAGGGUUGUCCACCUUGCGACUCAGUAGAGCAGAGCAAGAUACGGCCGUCAUUUAUAGAUGUAUAUUCACAACUUGGUGUAUUCAGAAAAGCAAGUACAUGUACAUGUUUGUUGAUAAUGUUGUUACUAGUCAUCAAAAAAGAAAAAAAAAAACAAAACAUCCUUAAACGACCAUUGCCCUAUUAUACAAAAACCCUUAUCGUAGAAAAACAGGAACAAAAGGGGAAAAUCUCCCCAAAAUGCUGCCCACGAAAUAACAAAAAAGACAGAAGCAACGAACAAUAUUGUAAUUCAACGUUUUUCUAACCUAAUGGCGUUUUUUACUUAAGAUUACUCAAAGGAAAAAUCACUGAAAGGAAAAGAAAUACGAAAAAUGGUUUAAUACGUAGAUCUAGCUCUUCGCCCAAUAAAUGAUAUUUCAUCUUUCUGCGGAACAGAUUCUUGUAAAAUUAUUUUCCUCGAAGGGUACCUUCAGCCAGUUGCAAAAA